CUUCAGUCCGGUAUGUCGACAUCUGAGACCAACUCGCAACAGGCCCCUAAUCUGGAUGUCUCACUGUGUGUCCAAACUUCCCCGCAUGCUAGGGCGAAGCAGAAGAUUGCUGCUCUGAUGGAUGAAAUUGAAAUCUUGAAGCAGGACAAGGCAAUAAAACAAAGGAAGACGACCUAUUAUGUUUCACAGGGACGGGCAGUCCAUCGCAUUGUUGCCCUAUACACUCCUAUAGAGGAUUUGAUCACCAAAAACGACAGGCGGUGUGAAGACUGCGAGUCUAGCAGCUCCACUAUGGACCAAGACCGUCUUCAAUGUGGUUAUAUCGAACUCGCCAAGGCACUACCAUGGCUUCAUGAUAAGCUAGCAUGUCUUGAUCACGAGGAGUCGGAGGAUAUGCUCAAAAAGCUCAAGCGAGGUGCAGACUCUGCUCGUGGCGACGACACGGGAACCCUUAAAGAGCUCGUUGCUUCAUGGGUAAAUAUCGAGUGCCAUCUGACUACGCUCAUCAGGACCAACAACAAGCACCAUCGAGGUUUUGUGAGUGAUGCGUGCGGCAGACUGCUCUGCCCGGCAGAAUGGUGUUGGGAGGACCCGGUCAUUAGGACUGGCAUUUGUGACCGCACAAUUGCUUAUAUUGUUUCUGAAAAUUCUUGGCCAUCCUUCAUGUAUGAAAACUACAAAGCUGAUGCCAAUAAUCUGGAGUGCGGUCUGAUGAAGUCAAGGUUGUUGAUCAUGGGAUUCAAGGCUAUCUUUACUUCUCCCUCUUCUGCUAAUGAGGUGGAUGGUGAAGGUAAUGACAUGUGUUGCCUCCAUCAUAGGUAUGAGGAAAGUAACACCUCGCGUGAUCGCAUCUGGUUCGCACUUUCCAGCAUCAACUCCUGGCGCACUGUGGAUGGAGACUUCAACUAUCAGAUAUUCUGGAACAGCAUUAUCAAUUUCUUUGAAGACGCUCUGGGUCCAGCUGCACGAACCAGGGUGAAUAAGCUUCUUGAAUGGUGGACCAGGCAAGUCAUCAACCAUUAG
Messenger RNA from Suillus subalutaceus, 1023 nucleotides. RefSeq lists its product as uncharacterized. The annotation marks the transcript as partial. The record is from RefSeq and is a predicted model, not a curated record. The transcript is spliced from 8 exons. NCBI's taxonomy places the organism in Eukaryota, Fungi, Basidiomycota, Agaricomycetes, Boletales, Suillaceae.